Helicoverpa zea (corn earworm) is the source of this 525-nucleotide messenger RNA. RefSeq lists its product as uncharacterized. The record is from RefSeq and is a predicted model, not a curated record. NCBI's taxonomy places the organism in Eukaryota, Metazoa, Arthropoda, Insecta, Lepidoptera, Noctuidae. Gene Ontology annotation, molecular function: serine-type endopeptidase inhibitor activity. The transcript has 3 exons. Bases 1 to 525 code for a protein of 174 amino acids.
AUGACUUUUUGGUGGUGUCUCCAUUAUUAUUUCGUUAUUUCAUUAACAUUUAAGAUAGUAUGGACUGUUCCUCCAGACUACUGCUUUGCUUCCUUUAACGCCAGCGACUGCCACUUACCCCCGAAACCAGUAUUCUACUACUACAAACCAGGUUCCCGAUGCGCAAUCCAAAUGUGGCGAGGAUGUCCAAACCUCAAUAUGUUCGAAAGCGAAUACCUUUGCAGCCUAAACUGCAUAAUUAGAAUGAAUACUGUCACUCCGGAGCCUACCGAAGAAAAUGUUACAGAAACAACAAAAUCAUUUAAAACAAAAUUAGAAGAAAUGGAUGAUCGACAACUUCAGGAAAUCAGUUCUAUGCUGAAUCAAAUAAUCAAGAAUAUAAACCCUGUUACAACUACUACUACCACAGAAAUAACUGCCUCAACUACCACUGAACAAUCUACUGACACUACGGAAACAACUACAACACGGAGCAUUGAAGAUUACGGCGACCACUCAGACAUACAGGGUCAAAUGGUGGGCUAA